Aspergillus mulundensis is the source of this 1206-nucleotide messenger RNA. Its product is annotated as cysteine protease ATG4. Bases 1 to 1206 code for a protein of 401 amino acids. The transcript has 5 exons. NCBI's taxonomy places the organism in Eukaryota, Fungi, Ascomycota, Eurotiomycetes, Eurotiales, Aspergillaceae. Gene Ontology annotation, molecular function: protein-phosphatidylethanolamide deconjugating activity. The record is from RefSeq and is a predicted model, not a curated record.
AUGAAUACAACGGACAUAGAACGAUGCAGGAAACGGAUAAUCCAGUACAUCUGGGACCCCGAGCCCAAGAAUGACGAGGAGCCAGGACUGCCGAUAUGGUGCAUGGGAACACGGUACCACCCUCAACUCGGACUGGGAUUGACAGACAAAUACAACCACAAUGACGACGGACUGCAACCUAGCGCAACAAAACCAAGCACACCCGACUGGCCAGAGUCUUUCCUACUAGACUUCGAAUCAAGGAUCUGGAUGACAUACAGGUCAAAUUUCGCCCCAAUACCCAAAGACGCCGGUCGAGACGGGACCUCAUCCUUGACACUAAGCGUGCGGCUGAGAAGUCAGCUCAUUGAACCCCAGGGCUUCACAAGUGACACUGGAUGGGGCUGUAUGAUAAGAUCAGGCCAAAGCCUCCUGGCCAACGCCAUGCUCGUUCUAUCACUGGGCCGUGGAUGGCGACGAAGCGACGGGUCAAAGGACGAAGUGCAACUACUCGCACUGUUCGCCGACUCACCAGACGCACCAUUUUCGAUACACAACUUUGUCAAGUACGGGGCGGAAUCAUGCGGAAAGCGUCCCGGGGAAUGGUUUGGGCCAAGCGCUACAGCUAGAUGCAUACAAGGCCUUGCAGCGAGAUACAACCAGUCAAAGCUUCAAGUAUACAUUGCGGACGACAACUCGGACAUCUAUCAGGAAAAGUUCAUGGGCGUCGCUAGGGAUGAACAAGGUACCAUCCGACCCACACUCAUCUUAUUGGGCCUCAGACUGGGUAUCGACCGCGUAACUGAAGUAUAUUGGGAUGGAUUGAAAGCUGUACUCCAGCUUCCACAAUCUGUCGGAAUUGCAGGAGGGCGCCCUUCGGCCUCGCACUAUUUUGUAGCGGUCCAGGGGUCACACUUUUUCUACCUCGACCCACAUCACACGCGCCCUGCUUCCAAGCAUAGCGAACCAAGCUCGUACACCGAAGAAGAGGUUGAUACAUACCACACUCGUCGACUCAGGAGACUCAACAUCCAAGACAUGGACCCAAGCAUGCUGAUCGGGUUUCUUAUCAAGGACGAAGAUGACUGGAAGGAUUGGCAGGAUCGAGUUACAUCCAUGGAAGGGAAACCAAUCAUCACAAUCAUGAACAACGACACCACAUCCUGGCAAGGCCGAAUGGAAGCAGUAGACGAAGUCGAGACAUUUGACGAUGACGAUUCAGCAUAA